Coregonus sp. 'balchen' is the source of this 3763-nucleotide messenger RNA. NCBI's taxonomy places the organism in Eukaryota, Metazoa, Chordata, Actinopteri, Salmoniformes, Salmonidae. The record is from the annotation of a GenBank genome assembly.
AUGGUGUUAGUGCUGGUGAUUCUGAUCCCAGUUCUGGUUAACUCCGCUGGAACUUCAGCGCACUAUGAGAUGCUGGGAACCUGCAGGAUGGUGUGUGAUCCAUAUGGAACCAAGUCACCGACCGCUACGGCAGACACGGUGCGAGCAGACAACAGCCUCAUGCAGUCUUUACCAACUUUUAUAACAGGUCCGAAAGGAGAACCGGGCCGCCCGGGGAAGGCUGGACCCAGAGGCAUCCCAGGUGAUCAGGGCCCGCCCGGUCCGAUGGGGCCACCCGGGGAGAAGGGGGAACCGGGACGGCCUGGACUACCGGGGCCACCGGGACCCAAUGCCGCGGCGGGGGCUAUCAGCGCGGCCACGUACAGCACCGUUCCCAAAAUCGCGUUUUACGCAGGCCUUAAAAAGCAGCACGAGGGCUACGAGGUGCUGAAAUUCGACGACGUGGUCACUAACCUGGGGAACCAUUACGACCCCACAACGGGGAAGUUUACCUGCUCCAUACCUGGGAUAUACUUCUUCACUUAUCACGUCCUGAUGCGCGGAGGAGACGGAACCAGCAUGUGGGCAGAUCUCUGCAAAAACAAUCAGGUACGGACGGUGCGCCAAGAAUUACGCACAGACUGAGGCGCAUAUUGUUGUAGCCUUUGUGUGUUUAUUGGCAAAUAUGUUUAAAAGUUUCAGGCACUUGUCACUCGAACGCCAGAAAUGACGUUCUAACUGGCGUUCGAGUGAUCUCUCUUUUUUGCUUCAUGGGAAAAUAAGUAGGAACCGAAAGGUGACCAAAUGCAUAAAUCAUUCAAACAGACAUUGUUGAACAUGAUAAAUAUAAUGCUAUUAGCUUAUUUCAUGAGUGUAGCUGGAAAGGGUAUAAUACCUUUUAUUAUUUGGCCUUAAAAAAAAAAAAUCUAAUUGGUCUGAAAAGUAAAAUGGAGUUUGUUUCGUUAAACUCAAUCAUUCAGUCUUAGGAGGAAUUGAAUGUCAACCCAAUGUCAAUUCGUUAACCCAAUUAGUGUUGAAAAUGUAUUAUGAUAACAAUGGAUAAUCUUUGCCUCAGGUCCAUUGUCCCAAUAGCGCUGUCCCUCUACACUUCCGUUUGCAUCAAUUACACCCAACACGGGGCAUCUUCAAUCAGACAUCCAUACGCCUCCUGUCAGCGCGCGCACGGGCACGACUGAUGAAGUCCAACGCAAUGUUUGAGUGGGGGAAAAGUGUCCCUUUCGUUUUAUUGUCGCCUGGCUUUAGCCUAUAGACUACUACAUAUGCUGGAGUGAUUAUUUAAAUAGAAACACUCAUGCAUGCGUAUAACUGGCUUCCUGUCUUUGUGACUUGAUUACAUUAUGCUAAAUCUGAUACAAGAUCAUCCUAACAAUUGUUUAUUAUUUUCAUAACAAGUAAAACAAAAUAGGCCUAUCAUUAUUUUUUUCAAAAUCAUUAUUAUUAUUAUUAGAAAAUCCUUAAUCAUAAUAUGAUCAUAAUAUGUAGAUUUAGCAAUAGCUUGUUACUCACACUUGAUAGGUUACAAAUAAUAUUUUAUCUCCUUUUUCAACAGUGCUUCAACCAUCAGAAUUGAUAGAUUCUGCUCAUAAUAUUAUAGCCUAGCUGCUGUCAGAGAGCACAUCUAAUCCCUAUUCCCUCGGGACAUCCCGUGUCACCAAGCCACUGUUAGUCUCCACGACUCACAGAGCCCGCUUCGCCAUGCGCAUCCCCCUGUCAACGGCCACCAUGCUCGGUGUACGGGGUGACCAGGCAGCCACUUAGGCUAAAGCCCGGAGCUCAUUCUGCACAACACAGCUACAGUACGGGCCAAUCAGUUCACAGCACAGACAGAGAGGUUUAGCUGGAACAAUAACGGUACUUUUGGUGUGUAAAAAAAAAAGAACUAAGACUGCCAAGAGACUUACUCUGUUUUUUUUUUUUUUUUGUCACAUCCAGUGUUCGAAAACAGCAUGCUGAACUGAGGACUAGUAGAGGUCAAGCUUGAGCUAAAGUAGAAAUAAACAAUUACAAAUAAUUAAAUAAAUACUUUAUUUAUUCACUCACUCAGAUAAUUAAAAUAAUUUUGAUUAGCCUAAAAUAUGCCUUUAGGCCCGAGCAUUUACUGUAUCAUUUAAAAAUAAAGUUGUUUUAAAUAAUUCAGAUGUUAUUCAUUAUUUUAUUAUAGUGAAUGAACAGUGCUUGCUGUGCAUGGCUUUAAUGGCAUUUAAAGGUUGUUUUCCAUUUGAAUCUCCACACACAGAACAUCAAAAUUGUGUUACGCAAUCAGUGGAUUUAUACCAACUUCCCUAAUUUACAGUCUCAUGUUACACCUUACAGAAGGUGUCUGAGGAGACUCAUUUGAAUAAACAGUAGCCCAUGAUUCCCUGCUAUGUUUCACUUUUUAGAUCUUAAUGAUGUUCAUGUUCAUCAAUCAAUGAAUACUGAUAAUUAGUAGGCUAAUUAGGGCGAUAUUGCUGAACAAUUUCUGGUUGAUGACAAGUCUGGAUAAGUGUAGCCUAAUUAGGCUUAGGCCUAUCCUUCAUAUGGACUUUUACCAUCCCUUUCUCGAUGUGAAGUUGAGAACUCUUUUAUUGGUUGUUUUAAUUGAUUGUGGUAUUUUGUUAUUUAGCUCAAAUAGUUGUUUUAGCAAUAGUUAGGGUCAGAAUGCAGAAUUCAAGGUUCUUCCUGACACUCAAGCCUCUGGUGUCCAGGUAGUUAGGGUCAGAAUGCAGAAUUCAAGGUUCUUCCUGACACUCAAGCCUCUGGUGUCCAGGUAGUUAGGGUCAGAAUGCAGAAUUCAAGGUUCUUCCUGACACUCAAGCCUCUGGUGUCCAGGUAGUUAGGGUCAGAAUGCAGAAUUCAAGGUUCUUCCUGACACUCAAGCCUCUGGUGUCCAGGUAGUUAGGGUCAGAAUGCAGAAUUCAAGGUUCUUCCUGACACUCAAGCCUCUGGUGUCCAGGUAGGCCUAUUGUGUAUUGGAGCUGUCCAUGGGGCUGAAACAGUUAUCGCCUCUCUUUAUCAUCUACAUUGGAAGCAAGACAAAGGCCUAGCCUAUGACUCUAAUAUGUUGUUUUUAGAACAGUGUGCAGUCCACUAUAGUACUGCAAUUUGGAGUCAUAAACAUUGGAUUAUGUACACAUUUUGUAUAAAAACUCUCCAGAAGGCAAUUCAAUUGAGUUGCAUACUGACAAAAAAGUUAUCUUUAAUAUCAUCUGCAUUAAACAUUUAUGAAACUAAAGAUAAUGUUAUUGUAAAAAUGUAAGCAAACUUGUUAGUGUUAAUACAACACAAUAUUUUAAGUUAACUGAUUACUAGAACAUUGCUAGUCUGGCAACCUUCAGGGGGGAACCUGCUAUGGGACUCCAAUGAGAAAUAUUGGGUUAAGGUGCUGAUUCAAUUCCAUUCAAUACAAUUUUAAUUAUCCACUCAAGGGAAAUUAAGAAAGACAUAUUACAUAUCAACAUGGCUAUUCUCCUCUAGGCUUGAGCCAGUGCCACAGUGAGUUGGUGGCAGUUAUCUAUAUACAUCUGUCUCCAUUACCCUGUAGGUUUGAGCCAAUGCCAUGUGUUCAUGAUAACAAACUGUGUCUCCAUACAUUCCCCUCUAGGUUCGAGCCAGUGCCAUAGCCCAGGACGCUGACCAAAACUAUGAUUAUGCCAGUAACAGUGCCGUGCUGCAUCUGGAGCCUGGAGACGAGGUCUACAUCAAACUGGACGGGGGCAAGGCCCACGGGGGCAACAACAACAAGUACAGCACCUUCUCUGGAUUCAUCAUCUACGCAGAUUAG